Messenger RNA from Diabrotica balteata, 696 nucleotides. Lineage: Eukaryota; Metazoa; Arthropoda; Insecta; Coleoptera; Chrysomelidae. The record is from the annotation of a GenBank genome assembly.
UCAGCAGCCAUUCUUAUUCAGCUCAUUGUCCAUUCUGCGUAAUCGACAAGUUUAAGCUAUACGUUAAAAUUCAAUUUUUUGUGUUUAACACUCGAAAAAACCGUCAAAAUAAACAGAAACAGGAGAAAAAUGGCUCCACAUAAGGAGUGGGACCUUUCCUGUAAAGUCUACGUUGGAAAUCUUGGUUCAUCAGCUAGCAAGCAUGAAAUAGAAAACUCUUUUGGGAAAUAUGGACCAUUAAGAAACGUUUGGGUGGCAAGAAAUCCACCAGGAUUUGCUUUCGUCGAGUUCGAAGACCCUAGAGACGCCGAAGAUGCCGUUAGAAGCUUGGAUGGAACGCGUUGUUGUGGCACUAGAGUCAGAGUAGAAAUGUCAAGUGGCCGUUCCAGAAGAGGAGGGGGUGGUGGCGGAGGUAGAAGAGGACCUUCCAGAUAUUCCAGGUCGAGGUCGCCAAGACGGUCGAGGUCUCGUUCUCGAAGCCGAGAUUCCAGAGGACGUUCUGAUUCAAGAGAUAGACGCUAGUGCGUUUCGAUUUAAGUAUUAAACUUUAAGUUAAGCAGAAGAUAUUUCUGGAUAGAUAUAUUCCCGUAAACUUCUACACAUUUACACAUUGAUUCAUCUCUACUUUUAUUUUCUUUUUAUCUUAUUUUCGUAUUAUAAUUUUAUAAAUGACAAAAAUAAAGAAUAUAAUCACUA